UUCUCACCUUCCCAAGACGUUUAUGUUUCUAUCCGCUGUUUCUUUUGUCAUUUAGGUAUGUGCCCUUGCAUUGCGAUGCUACACGUUUCUGUCGGAAGAAUAUAACCAUGAAUGGUUCCGCCACAAAAUGGAUAAGUACGAGUGUUGCUGGAAAAUACGAAAAAUGCAGCAAUGGAAAUCUUUCAAAUGGAAAUCAUGUCUUUAUUAAGGAAAUUGUAAAUGUAAGCACUAUGCAUACAAAAGUGACUACGACUAAAACCACCACUACGGCCAAUAUGACGUUAGACAGUGAAACGGGAGAAAAAACGGUGACGGAAUUUAGCGUGUCAGGUGUGUCGGAAUUUACGGAAGUUGACAGACGACAUAAAGAUGAAGUACAUUGUCAUAUCGACUCCCAUGCAGAAAAAGGUGAUAAAGGUGUUUAUGAUUCUGAUGAUUCCGACGAAGAACAUAAUUCCAAAGGAUUAACAAAGUCUUUUUUAGAUGGAUUAACUAUAUGCCAAUAUAAAUUAAAGUGUAUGGCAUUGGACCAAAACAAAAUGAAUCAUUCCAAAGUACAUGUAGACGAAAGUGAACCUACUGGACACGAGGAGGCUCCCUUCGAGUCACGUGAUGUUAAAAUCCGGAACGGCUGCUGGAUCACGGACGAGUAUGACGUCUCCGAUCUAUUGUUGGGCAGGGGUAAAUUUGGUGAAGUUAAACAGUGUAAAGAGCGGAAAACAGGACGAGAGCUGGCAGCAAAGUUUAUAGAGGUGAACGGACCUCAGGACCGGUUCGAUGUUCAAAAUGAGAUUGAGAUGAUGAAGAAUUUACAACACCCCCGAUUACUACAGUUAUAUGAUGUGUUCACGAAAAGAAACCAUUUUUGUCUGGUACUGGAGCUAAUAUCUGGCGGUGAAUUAUUUGAACGUGUCAUAAAUGAUGAUUUUAUACUCACAGAGAAGGCUUGCAUAAUGUUUAUGAGACAAAUAUGUGAAGGCAUAGAAUUUAUGCAUAAUAACAGUAUUUUGCAUCUUGAUUUAAAGCCCGAGAACAUACUUUGUCUUACAAGAGAAGGAAAUCGAAUCAAAAUAAUCGAUUUUGGCCUCGCAAGACGAUAUAAGCCGAACGAAGAUCUCCGAAUAUUGUUUGGUACACCGGAAUUCAUGGCACCGGAACAGGCAAACUUUGAGCCUAUCUUUCCAUCGACAGACAUGUGGAGUAUAGGAAUCAUCUGCUAUAUAUUAUUUCGGGGGUUAUCGCCGUUUUCGUGCAGUGAGGCGAACCCAAUUGCUAAUAUAGCAGACGCCCAACAAUGGGAUUCAAAGCUUGAAGAGUUUGAGAGUAUAUCUGCUGAAGCAAAAGACUUCAUAUCAAAACUAAUCGUGAAAGAUACAACGAAACGUAUGACGGCUACAGAAUGUCUGGAACAUAAGUGGCUGAGGCGAUCUGCUAAACGUGAGCGCAUUCCGACAAGGUCUCUGUCAACUAAACGCUUGAAAAAGUUCGUUUACAGACGGAAGUGGCAAAAAGCGGUUAACGCAAUGUUGGCACUCAAACGCAUGGGCGUCAAAUUAUAAAACAAAUUUUAAAAA
This is a messenger RNA of Ruditapes philippinarum (Manila clam), 1574 nucleotides long. RefSeq names its product myosin light chain kinase family member 4-like. The record is from RefSeq and is a predicted model, not a curated record. Gene Ontology annotation, molecular function: protein serine/threonine kinase activity; ATP binding. Gene Ontology annotation, biological process: intracellular signal transduction; positive regulation of apoptotic process; protein phosphorylation. Lineage: Eukaryota; Metazoa; Mollusca; Bivalvia; Venerida; Veneridae. Gene Ontology annotation, cellular component: nucleus. The transcript has 9 exons. The coding region runs from base 108 to 1559 and encodes 483 amino acids.